AUGGAGCAUUAUUCCAAUACAAAAUUGAGAGCUUACUUGAAAUAUGAAGAUGGAUUAGCAGUUUUGGGUCUGAAUGGAAAAACACUCUUCAGGGUACCUGAUGCAGUCACUGAACUGAGCGAAACAGAGAAACUUGUGCUGGAUAAAAAUAACCUGAUUGAAUUACCAGCAAGUAUCAGCAGGCUGAAGAAUCUUAUUGUGCUCAAAUUGGAUGACAACAAAAUCACUGAACUACCUGCUGAGAUCGGUGACCUGAGGGAGCUGAGGGUGCUGCAGGUGAGUGGCAACCAGUUGGUUGGUUUACCUACCAGUGUACAGAGGCUGACCAAGCUUGAAAGGCUGUACUUGGUUGGAAAUAAUCUAACUAAACUACCUGCUGAGAUUGGUGACCUCAGGGAGCUGAGGGUGCUGGGGGUGAGUUACAACCAGUUGGUUCGUUUACCUACCAGUGUACAGAGGCUGACCAAGGUUGAAGAACUGUACUUGGAUGGAAAUAAACUAACUGAACUAACUGCUGAGGCUGGUGACCUCAGGGAGCUGAGGCAGCUGUGGGUGAGUUACAACCAGUUGGUUGGUUUACCUACUAGUAUACAGAGGCUGACCAAGCUUGAAGAGCUGUAUUUGAGUGGAAAUAAACUAACUGAACUACCUGCUGAGAUUGGUAACCUCAAGGAGCUGAGGGUGCUGAGGGUGAGUUACAACCAGUUGGUUGGUUUACCUACCAGUAUACAGAGGCUGACCAAGCUUGAAGAGCUGUACUUGAGUAGAAAUAAACUAACUGAACUACCUGCUGAGAUU
Molecule: messenger RNA, 798 nt
Organism: Porites lobata
Lineage: Eukaryota; Metazoa; Cnidaria; Anthozoa; Scleractinia; Poritidae
Source: the annotation of a GenBank genome assembly